Molecule: messenger RNA, 1440 nt
Organism: Cyphellophora attinorum
Lineage: Eukaryota; Fungi; Ascomycota; Eurotiomycetes; Chaetothyriales; Cyphellophoraceae
Product: 6-hydroxy-D-nicotine oxidase
Exons: 1
Coding region: 1-1440 (479 amino acids)
Molecular function (GO): FAD binding
Source: RefSeq, a predicted model, not a curated record
AUGGGUUCACUCGGACCAACAUCCAAGUCCAAGGUCUCGCCCCGCGAUAUCGAUGCUAUCAAGCAGUUACUUGCGGGGACCUCCGCAACUGUGGUAACACCAGAUGACUCCGGCUACCAUGACACGAUCAAGCGCUGGUCUAUGGCAGCCAGCAAGCCUGCUGGUGUGUCUAUCUUGCCUACGACUGCCGACGAAGUCGCCAAAGUCGUGAAGUAUGCGUCCGAGAACAACCUCGACCUCGCCGUAAAGGGUGGAGGUCACUCGACCGCCGGCGCCAGCUCGACAGACGGAGGCCUUCUCUUUGAUCUUGGCAAGAUGCGCAAGGUCACAUUCGACAAAGAACGGGAGGUCCUGGUAAUCGGUGGUGGGGCUAACUGGGGCGACGUUGACGAGGAGGCUUAUAAGUUCGGAUACGCUACCGUCGGUGGCACAGUGAUGGAUACAGGUGUAGGUGGACUGACACUUGGCGGAGGAUACGGCUGGCUCAGCGGGCAGUACGGUCUCGUCAUCGAUAAUCUGCUGGAAGUCGAACUCGUCCUUGCAUCAGGCGAAAUCAUCCGCGCUUCCAAAACACAGAACCCUGACCUCUUCUGGGCUCUGUCCGGAGCAGGCCAGAACUUCGGUGUGGCCACCGAGUUCGUCCUCCAAGCCAAGAAGCUCGAGAACACCGAAGUCUGGGCUGGCAUGCUCGUCUACCCACCCGCACCCGGUAUCCUCGAGAAGCUCGUCACCGCCGUCAACAACCUCUACAUGAUCGACCCCGAAACCGGCAAGACCAAAGUCAACGGCAAAGGCGGCGGCGGCCUAGGCUUCGCCCGCCCACCCGACGCCGGAGGCGCAACCAUGAUCCUCACCCCAGUAAUCUACUUCGGCACCAAAGACGAAGCCGAAACAGUCUACAAAGAACUCAUCGACAUCGGCCCCGUAGCAAACACAACCACCAUGGUCCCCUACCCCACAAUCAACAACCUCCUCGCCCCGCCCUACGGCCUCCGCGCCAGCAUGAAAGGCGCUGCCUUCGAACUCCCCAUCCGGCCCGAAUUCGCGCAAAAGAAUUUUGACGAGUACACGAAAUUCAUGGACGCGAACCCGGACGCCGGUAUUAGCAUGCUCCUCUGGGAGCUCUUCGACCCUGCGAAGAUUAACGAGUUGGACCACGGGUGUUUCGCGAACCGCGGCCUGCACUUCAACGGGAUGAUCUGUCCAAUCUGGACGGACCCCAAGAACGACCAGACGUGUCGGUUGUGGGCGCGGGAGAUGAAUGAGAUGUGGAAGAAGGAGUUGGAGGAGCAUAGUUCGAAGGAGGUGGGCGGGGGAGGGGAGGCGCCGGCGAGCGUUGUAGGGAAAAAGCGGGCGACACAGUUCUAUGGGAAUUAUGAUCAUUAUGAUGAGCGGAGUAGGGAUAUUUUGGGGAGAAUUAUGGAAAACUACAGGGCUUGA